Polyodon spathula (Mississippi paddlefish) is the source of this 1830-nucleotide messenger RNA. It is a transcript of the gene ckap2l, whose product is annotated as cytoskeleton associated protein 2-like. The coding region runs from base 1 to 1752 and encodes 583 amino acids. NCBI's taxonomy places the organism in Eukaryota, Metazoa, Chordata, Actinopteri, Acipenseriformes, Polyodontidae. The record is from RefSeq and is a predicted model, not a curated record. Gene Ontology annotation, cellular component: mitotic spindle; cytosol; centrosome. The transcript has 7 exons.
AUGCUCGACAGCCGUAAUCCGUCUUCAAACGGCACUUCGGAAACGACCUCCAAACUUGUGCCCCAAUGUCCUGCCUCCUCGAAACUGGGGUGCCCCCUCAAGCAGGCCCCCCAGACCCACCGCGUUCCCCCUCGCCUGGCGGGAAACCCUCCCAAAACCGAGGACCAGGCCUCCAAACCCCGGCCCACGAAGGGGACACACAGGCCUACCUUCCCUAGUGCGGUUCGGGGCGUGCCGGAGCUUGGACACAGAGCGCUGAAGCCAGAGAUCGGGUUGGGAGAGGAGACUGGGGGAGAGAGGGGGAUCCCCACUCGAACCAGGGACCCCCCGACCGCAGCCGAGGGCAGGGGGGCUGGGGAUAAAAGAAUGAGAGUCCAACCCUCAUCCAACAGUAGGAGUAAUGGCAAAUCUGCCCCAAAUGCGCCUCCCUCUGCGACGGUGAAGCCCAGAGGCAUUAGCAAGGCUGUCGGAACCGGAGACAAAGCCAGCGCAGCCCCCAGACCGAGCCACGGGGCCCCUGGGGGCCGCAGUGGAGCUGGGAAGCCGCUGCUGCAGGGAGAUGCUACUGCGAGGACUGGGAAAGCAGCUGGGAGCGGCGGGACCCGGGUUCAGCAGCCCAGGGGAUCCCAGGGGACAGCGGUGAGCAGGGGCAGACCCCAGCCCCCGGGGGGGAGGAAGGGGGUCCCGGGGGAGGCAGCGAAGCCUUUGAAAGCAGGGGGCGCCCCUGCAGCAGGACCGGAGACUAAGAGUCUGAGCACAGCGCAGGAGGACAGGAUGAGGAAGCUGGAGCAGUGGCGCCAGGCGAAGGGGAAAUCUUACAAACGCCCCCCGAAACCUGCCCCCCAGGCGAAGAGGGGGGACCCUGCUGCGGUGAGGCGCUCGUUCUGGGCCACCAUCGAGGAAGAGGAUGACAUCAACAGCCUGGUCACCAGCGUGGAGGCAAUGCUGACGGACUGCCUGAGACUGGUGCAGGAGGGCUGUCCCACGGAGGAGGUGUCUGCAGUGCUGGCCCGCGUGCCCCUGGCCGAACGUUUCUCCAGGUUCUGGCUGUGCAGAAUGAGGCUGAUGGAGCGCCAGGGGGAUUACGAUGUGCUGCCACUGUUCGAGGAGGCAGUGCGCGCGACGGUGGAGCCAAUUGAUGAGCUCCAAUCCGCCGUCUUUGAGAUCCUUAAGAAGAAGGAAGCCCCCAAACCCACAGUGCACUUUGACCCCGUGCUGAAGGAGCUGGCGCCCAGGAGUGGUGACGAGGAGUCAGAGGUCGAGAAGGGGGAGCCAGGCGGGCGCCCUGCCCGCCCCGUGACCCCCCGGGUCGUGAGCGCCAGGUUACGGACGGACAAAGAAGGGUCGUCUGUGGUGAAGUACAGGAUCACUGCCACUCCAGGUGUCGAGGCUCGUCGGCCGGACCCCGCCCCUCUCCUGGACAGUCAGGAUCUGCGUUUCUUCACCCCAGUGCGGCGCUCCCUGCGCAUCGAGAGGAACUCGCGCCACUACCCCCCCGCCCUGCGGGACCACGACCCCUGCGUGACCUCCUUCCAGGAGCUGCUGGGUGCCGAGGAGGAGGAGGGGGAGGGGGAGAGGGGGGGGCAUGCCGUCGCUGCCGUGUACGUCUACCGGGAGAACGAGGCUCUGAGAGGGCAGGUCCACGUGGAGUAUAUCCAAGAGGAGGGGGGCUCGCUGACUGCCUCCCCAGAGACCAGCCACUCUCCCCAGGCAGGAACCGCCCCUACCACCCCCGCUCCUGGAGGACCUUAGUGGCCUGGUCCAGUCCGGGCUGCACUGCCCUGCAGAUCGGGGUUUAUUCAGACCCGGGGGUUCCAGCACUGCUCAGCA